Molecule: messenger RNA, 2157 nt
Organism: Cryphonectria parasitica EP155
Lineage: Eukaryota; Fungi; Ascomycota; Sordariomycetes; Diaporthales; Cryphonectriaceae
Exons: 6
Coding region: 1-2157 (718 amino acids)
Source: RefSeq, a predicted model, not a curated record
AUGGAGAUUUCACAGUGCAAUGGCGAACCACCAUGUCCGUCCUGUGUAAGACGCAAAACAGAAUGUGUUUUUACUCAACGAGAAACUGGUAUUGUGGAGAAGCAGAGAGCCGAUCUCGAUCGUCUGCGCAAGGAGAACAAUGACUUGCGCAUGCAACUCGCAAGCGGGAACUUGAAGACUGUCGACGGCCUCGAGUCAUCUUCAAAUGAACAAGCCCUCGUCCCCUUCCAUCAGAUCGAAGCAGCGAAGCCUAGCGAGGCUGCAAUGGCUCCGCUACAGAUGGUAAUCACUACGGAAGACAUCGAUGUGCCGUCAAGCCAAAGUUUGGAGUUUGAGCUCAUGGCUCGGUACUCCUUUGGGUACUUGACACCAUUGAUUUACAACAAGAUGUCUGUGACGACUUUUCGUCCAGCAAGUGACUCUCCGAUGUACACGCCCAGUCGCGACAGCCGAACCGGCUCAAUACUGAGCAACGACCAGUCUUCAAUCUCCCCAACCGAACGUCACGGACCUCACACAGCGCUUUCGCCCAACGACUCCAUUGGAGAUCUCUACACGGUCUGCGACGAACGAUUGAGGCACUUCGAGGUGCAUCAAUGGCUUCAGACCGAAGUUUCCACUGUACUCGCGUCUCGGGCCAUAUCGCAUUAUCUCGUUACAGAUCAUCCGACACUGGGCCUGUUCGAUGCUGACCUCUUCCUCGGAGAUCUCGUAUCUCGCAAGACCGAGUUUUGCUCACCUCUACUCCUCAGUGCUCUUCUCUCCUUGGCAUGUCAAGGAUAUACCGCAUUCGAGCCCCAGGCUGCCGGGUUAAGUCACGAGUUCUUCGCCGAGGCAGAGCAAUUGUAUAACGAAGAGAAGACAGUCGCGCCACAGUAUGGUACUGCCAUCAUGACAGUGGCCGCUCUUCAACUCAUGAGUGUGGCUGCGACGUGUCACGGCCGCCAGGCAAUCGCACAUCAAUAUCUACAUUAUGGGAUCCAGCUUGCAGGUGACAAUGGGUUGUUGGCCGUAAACGAGGGGCAAUCUGCCAGAAGUUGGUUGGACGACCAUGUCCUCUGUGUUCGAGCUGCCUCGCACACAGCUUGGGGAACGUUUUGCAUGGCAACACUUCGUGGGAUGAAUUACCACCGAUCUUAUAUCGACAUACAGCCAUGGCUCCCAAUUCCAGGCACUGUCAUUGAGCGUACGAACGCUGAGUCUAUUGCGUUCCAUCUGCCAGACUAUAUGGGUCAAAGUUUCACCCAACUAUGCAGACUUACGCCUAUAAUCCGCGAGAUACUGGGACAAUACUACGACAGCGGAGAUCGCAUCGCGCCUACACUCCGCAGCUCUCCAGAAUUUGCCGAGAAAAUAUACAGCAGGCUGCUGGCAUGGUCAGACACACUGCCUCUGAGCAUGUCCCGGGCUCAGAACAUGCCUCACCAUGCUGCAGUCCUCCACAUUUGUCUGCAUACGGCCAUCGCUGACCUCUUCCGACCACUGCUCUACCGCACUAUACCCCGCCCGCUGAAUGUAGGCCGAUGUACCGCAGACAAACGGACGUCAGAAGACGUAUACAUGGCCUCGAUCAACCAACUCAAGCACCUCGUCCUAAUUUUCCGAACACAAUACGACUGCUCCCCCAGAUCGCACACAUGGCAAAACGCGCUGUUGUACGUCGCGAAUGCCUGCGUUCCCCUGCACUCCAGCCUAUCCCACACGGCACAACUCCAAGAUCCGAGCGUGGACGUGGAGGCGAGCAGGAAGAUCGAGGGCAUAGCUCGCCGGAAGUGGUUCCUGGCUUGUGUCGACGGCUACAAAAAUCUGGCCUCGAACUUCGUCUUCGUCCAGGAAAUAUUGACGGGCCUGCUCAGCAUGGCCGUUAUGAGGGGCAUAGUCACCACCUCUGAGGUGGACACUAUCUUGGAGGUGGUGAGGGUCGACGCGCCACACUUUCCUCAGGUUCACCUCCAGCAACAACGACCACACGCUGGUCAGGCUUCUUCAGCAGGCGGCGUGGAAAGCCCACUGUUUGAGAGGUUUGGGGAAGGAAAUUCGUUCAUUGUUGACCUCAAUCUGGCAGUGAUGCAUCCAGAUGGCGCGUCUGUCACGGCUACGACGCAGAGUCUUAGCAAUAUGAAUCUGAGUAUGACGCAUGGAUCGGUAGAGCAAUAA